AUGAAUAAGUAUCAGAUGCCGGCGUCGCCGCCGCCACCGGGGGUAAAACCCAACCUGGUCAACCCGCCCGGGUCGGAGUAUGAGAUAUACUCUGUCAGUAUUUCCAUGUGUGCCACCGCGACGCUCGUUCUGAUGGCACGUUUAUACACGCGGGGGGUUAUUCUGCGGGCGUUGGGUCUGGAUGACUGGCUCUGCGUUGGGGGCUCAGUGUGCGCCUGGAUCUUUGCAAUUCUCAGUAUUGCUAAUAUCCCCAAUGGAUAUGGAGUACAUAUUUGGAACCUACGCGUGCACAACGUCAUUAACUUCAAAAAGGUGGAUCUCGGGGAGGAAAACGUCUACGCAAUUGGGGUCGGCCUCGUCAAGACGGCGAUCCUCGUCUUCUACCUGCGUCUCAGCCCCGAGAGACGAUUUCGCCAGCUUACCUGGGCUAUUAUGGGUUUUGUCAUUUUGUACAGUGUAAUCAGCGUCCUUCUCUUCACCAUCGGCUGUAUCCCCGUGGACGCCAUGUGGGACAUCACCCUGAUGGACCAUGCCAAGUGUUUUGACCAAUUGUCGUUCGUGUAUGCGAACGCCGCGUGCAAUGUGUUCUCCGACCUGGUCACCCUGGUCCUUCCCAUCAAGCUGUGCUAUAAUCUCCAGACCACGUUCCGGCAAAAGGCCCUUCUCCUGGGUCUCUUCACAAUGGGCUCAUUUGCCUGCGUGGUGGCCAUCGUUAGGAUUGUGACCAUGUUGCCCUUUGGCCACAGCAAUGACUUGACCUGGUAUAAGGUGACCAUCGCGAAGUGGUGUAUGGUGGAGAUCAACGUCUGCAUCAUCUGUGCCUGCCUGCCCGCCAUGCGGCCGCUGUUCGCCAAAGCGUUCCCAGGAGUCUUCUCAACCAUGGGCUCGCGAGGGACCCCCCUAGAACCAAGUGCCGACAGUUAUCAGAUGACGCCGAAGAAACGCGCUCGCCGGUGGGACUAUAUUACCGACGUUGACUCUCAAUGGACGGCUGUGGAGAGCGAAGAGGCAAGCCAGAGGAGGGGUGAGCGUCCGGUUGUUGCGUCCAAGGACGAUGAAGAGGCGAUCAUGCGCUCGACUGAUAUCACGGUGGCCUAUAGUCCACGGUAA
Molecule: messenger RNA, 1110 nt
Organism: Aspergillus candidus
Lineage: Eukaryota; Fungi; Ascomycota; Eurotiomycetes; Eurotiales; Aspergillaceae
Exons: 6
Coding region: 1-1110 (369 amino acids)
Source: RefSeq, a predicted model, not a curated record